CUCUUUACUACUCGUGAAUCUCUAGACUAUUUGAAGCAUGAGGUUCCCAUUCAUCUCGAGAAAGUUGGAAUACUGGACGAGAUUUCCUCGGCCAAGUUAGUAAAAUCACUGUUGCCAAGUGUAUCAGAGAACAACUGCAGUAGCAUACUAAAAGAGUGUGGACAGGUUCCCCUGGCCAUGCGUCUUAUGUGUAGCAUCAUGAAAGAAGAGAGCGUUCCUCUAAAUGAACUCUUAGAGGGGCUGGAGACUUCAACUCUUGUUGAGGUUUUGGACGACGACCGUUUACCUCACAGUUCAAGAUUAAAGUCUUUAAUAAACACGUCUUUUCAAAGACUGUCACCCAAAGAGAGAGAAGCGUUCGUAUCUCUGGCCGUUUUUCCUGGUAACUUUGAAGCUAAAGAAGCUAAGGCCGUAAUGGGCUUAGAAAAAGCUCCAGAACGAACUAGCAAGAAAAUUUUACGAGCACUGGAAGCAAAAUCGUUAAUAGAAUCCCGCGGAAAUUUUUGCUCUUUCACAAUUCAUUCGUUACUACGAUCUUUUAUUGAUGAGAAUAAAUGUUGUGACGGUGCAACUAAAACUACUUUUGACAGAGCACAACUUCGCUUUUACGGAUAUUACAUCAGCAGCUUCGAGGAUGCUAAUAAAAUGUUUUUUACAGGCCAUUCUAAUGACGCCGUUGAAAAGUUUGUAAGUCGCCGAGAAAACAUCAUUAAAUCGCUAGCUAAUGGAACAAGAAAGGACGAGCUGUACGCCAAGACGACAGAGGUGUUGUCUAGGGCAGAACUUUUUCUCUUUUCUGUUUUACAUGACGAGCAACUGACUUUUAACAGGCUUUAUGACAAUGCUGUUGAAGAGGCAAGGAGGAAGAAGCAAUGUGACAUCGAACGUAAACUGCUUGCUGCAAAGUCCUUUGGUUAUUUAGGUUUCUUUUUCUCAAAUGAACAAAACCUUGACAGUCCCUUGCAACAUAGCUUCAUUGAUGCUCCUGAUUGUCCACCAAAACUACUCUGUUAUGGUGGUAUUUAUCAACUUCUUUGUGGUAAGCUUGAAGAAGGAAUAUUGCUUCUUAAGCGUUCUGUAGAUCGUCUGAAUAAUGACUACGGUGAAAAGGUGUUUAUGAUCUUAGCCUACCAUGUCCUUGCAGUUUGCCACAGGAAUCGACAAAACGAUGAAAUAGCGUCAUAUACCUGCAGCAUUGAGAGUGAGUCUGGAUCAUUGUGCCCUGCAUUUUGUAGUCUAUUUUCAAGAGACACCCUGUCAUCUAGAGAAUCAAAUGUGCGCUGUCUUCCAGAAUCUGUUGCUGAACGAGAUGCGUUCUUUUUUGCUUUGACAGCUGAAUUGCUUCCUCCCCUUUACAAAUCUCUCGGUGAUCAGUUUGAAAUGGAACUAUCUGUUAUCACCAGUUCUCUUCUAAGGCUGCAGAAAGUUCUUUUGGUGAUGUUUCAAGAAGGUCGUGUCCUUGCCAGGGUGUUAGAGACUUGCUGCAAAGGGUUAGAAAGAUUAGAUUGUAAUAAGGAGGCAGAAGAAGGCUUUGAGUUAAUAGCUCGUCAACUGGAAGAUGUCUUGGGAGUCCACAAGGACACGGCCCGAAAUUACCACUCACUCGGUGAGGCGCAAAAAAAUUUCAAGGAGUACGAGGCUGCCCAUUGUUCCUUUAAGAAAGCUAUAGAAAUAAGAACCAGUAUUCUACGAGAAACGAAGGAAACGGCGCAUGACAGUUCUAUAAUUAAAGGGACUAUUGAAUCAUUGAUUUCGCUCACGCAAGUCUGUGAAAAUAUUAAUGGUACUACUGCUGAUGUAGACAAUUUCGUUACCGCUUGUGAAGAACUUGAACGUAUCCUAGUUGAGUCAAAAGAUGAACACUUUGCUCAAGCAUGUUUCGUAAGCCUCGGAAGAGUUUUAAACAAUUUUGGUGAACUAUAUCUUAGAAGGAAAGACUACGGUAGAGCUCUCAUGUUACUACAGUGGGCGAUAAGGAUAAAGGAAGAAAACCUAGGAGAUAGUGUGGAGACCGUACCGAGCCUAAAUAACGAGGGCGUCAUUUACUUGGAGAUGAAAAGAUAUAAGGAGGCUGAAAAUUCAUUUCAUCGUGCCUUAGAUCUAAGCCUACGACUCAGGGAAAAACAUAUGGGUAGUCACAACCUUACAGCUGCCAUCUUCCAUCAAAGAGGAAUUACCUACCACAAAAUGUGCAGGUACGAGGAAGCUGUCAAACAAUUUCAAAAGGCCGUCGAGUUACGAAAAGAGUUGCUUGGUGACCAUACGGAGACGGCCUUAAGCUUGAAAUGUCUCAGUGAUUCACAACACGCUUCAGGCGACGUUACCGAAGCUGCCGAAACCUUACAGCAGCUGUUGAUUUGCUCACGCAAGAAUUGGAAUUUGUUUUAA
This is a messenger RNA of Porites evermanni, 2388 nucleotides long. The record is from the annotation of a GenBank genome assembly. Lineage: Eukaryota; Metazoa; Cnidaria; Anthozoa; Scleractinia; Poritidae.